AGGAAGUAAGUACUUAGCUACAGCCAUAUCCGGUGAGGAAAAUCAGAUAAGGAACUCGUGUAAAAUGUCUGCGGAUCGACUGGAUGUGAUUAUUUUUGGAGCCAGCGGAUUUACUGGAAAAUAUACCGUCUUUGAAGCUGUCACCGUGCUCAACGGACUGAAAUGGGGCAUAGCCGGCAGGAACCGCGGAAAACUAGAAUUGGUGCUCAAGGAAAUGGGUGAUAAGGCUAAGAAGGACCUCUCACAGGUGCCCAUUUUCAUAGCUGACGUCAACGAUGAGGCUUCUCUUCUGGAAAUGGCGCGCAGGGCCAAGGUCGUGGUAAACACCGCAGGACCUUAUCGUUUCCAUGGAGAGAAUGUCGUAAGUGCCUGUAUCGAAUCUGGCACCCACCAUGUCGACGUGAGCGGCGAGCCGCAGUACAUGGAGACGAUGCAAUUAAAGUACGACUCGAGGGCCAAGGAGAAAGGAGUGUACGUGGUGAGCGCCUGUGGCUUUGAUUCCAUUCCUGCAGAUAUGGGCGUUAUCUUUGCGGAGAAGAACUUCGACGGAACCAUCAACUCCGUUGAAACCUUGGAAAGUGGGGUUAAGGAAGGCGCCAGUGGAGGAGCCAGCUCUGGCUUGAACUAUGGAACGUGGGAGAGCGCUGUAUAUGGCUUGGCUCACUCGGACGAGCUACGUGGCAUUCGGCAGCAGCUGUAUCCAAUGAGAUUGCCCAAAUUUUUUCCCGUUCUUAAGCCAAGACCAUUGGUCUUCCGCUCCACCGAAAUCAACAAAGUCUGCCUGCCAUUCCCUGGCUCGGACCGAUCGGUGGUGAUGAGAUCACAGCGUUUCCUAUACGAACACGAUAAAAAAAGGCCCGUCCAGAUGCAAGCCUACGUCGGAUUCCCUUCUUGGAUAGCAGCCGGCGUUGUAAUUCUUUUCGCAAGCAUCUUUGGACUGAUGUCAAAGUUUCAAAUUGGUCGUACGCUGCUGCUGAGGUACCCCGGCCUAUUUUCUGGAGGACUAGCUUCACGUUCCGGACCUAGUGAGAUCUCUAUGGAGAACACAUAUUUCAGGAUGACUUUUAAGGCCGUUGGCUGGCCCAAGGGCGAUCGAUUGGUCGAGAGCUCUGACCAAUAUACGGAGCCUCCAACAAAGUCUCUAAUGGUUAGAGUUUCAGGGAUGAAUCCCGGAUAUGGAGCCACCUGUGUGGCACUGCUCUCGACGGCCUUAACUAUACUGCGCGAGUCCGACAAAAUGCCAAAUAAUGGCGGCGUUCUUGCCCCAGCUGCUGCUUUCUCUAAAACCAGCCUCAUAAGUGAACUAGAAAAGCACGAACAUGGCAUGAAGUUUGAGAUUCUAGCCAAUAAGUAACAAUGUAAAAAUCAAGUAAGGUUUGGUUUGCUCACUAUAUAUUAGCACUAAUUAAAUUUGCAUCUUGGUUUUAGAAGGUCUGGGAACUUUAAUUAUUAUCCUUUCUAUACUAACAAAUUUAAAUAUGGACAAGUUUGAAAGCUUGGCCAAAGAAUGUGACCAUUCCCUUUUUGAAUAAAUUUAUCGAAGGAUAAAAUAAUGCUA
This is a messenger RNA of Drosophila serrata, 1558 nucleotides long. RefSeq names its product saccharopine dehydrogenase-like oxidoreductase. Gene Ontology annotation, biological process: glycolipid biosynthetic process. The record is from RefSeq and is a predicted model, not a curated record. Gene Ontology annotation, cellular component: mitochondrion; lipid droplet; plasma membrane. NCBI's taxonomy places the organism in Eukaryota, Metazoa, Arthropoda, Insecta, Diptera, Drosophilidae.